UUUAAGUAUUUAAUCAAAAUUUUAAAACAAAAAAUACUCUAAAGUGCACUGUCUUAUCCUUCAUAUCAUAUUUGUGCCAACAUUUUAGCUCUGGAUCAAACGAUUUGGCUUAUGCAUUCACACCCUCCUUUAUUGGUAAAGAUUUUAAAAAAAUGACCCAUAUCGCUACAGCUCUGUAAUAACAAAAGAUGCCAUACAUUUGAGAUAACUAUGCAAGUUUACAGAUGAAUCUUCAAACAUUAACUGUUAAGGCAAAAACAUUGUAAAACGUAUAUCGUUUGUAAUUAAAAAGGAUCAAGAUGAUAGGCAUUGUGUUCAGUAACAGGAGAGGAGGAACGCACCUCUACACAUAAGAGUAGAAUCUUAACACACUUUUAGCUGAUCUACAACUGUUAUCUUUGGGUAAGAGACGUACGCCUUCAACACAACUACAUCUACUGAUGUAAACUGAUUUACCCACAGAGAAGGAGAGAUAGAUCCUUUACAGGAAUUGAAUGGUGAGAAAGUCCCUGGCAUUCAUGUAAAGCCAAGCUACUUUGCUACAACUUCUCGUCACUACAAGAGAUAGCUUCUGAGUGAAGCGGGCUCUCCUUUAACCACCAUCAUUCAGUCCUUUACAGGAAUUUCUCUCCUCUGUGGGUUUAUCCUUCUUCAGUUUGUGACGUUGUAACAAUAGCGCCCUCUGGCGAGAAGGAGAGUGGAGAGAGAGGACAAGGAACUUGAAGGGAGGUAGCAGGCCCCCGUAGGUUCGCCCGGAUUAAUUAUUCUCUAUAUAUUUUACUGCUUUAUGUGUCAGUGUUUUCAUAUUUGUGCUUAUUUGCGUCCGAAAUAAAAAAAAAAAGUUUAAAAGGCAAAUAAUGGCUUAUUGUUCUUUAAUAAUCCAAGACAGUACAGACAUAUAAAACUGGAGGUUCCACCGAGAUCUACAGAAACAAAGAUGGGAAACUGUAAAAGGGCAAAAUUUCAGCUGUUCUCAUUAGUUCUGCUAAUUGUUUCAUUCAGAUAUGGCAUUAUGACAGAAGAAUGGACUUCCCGCACGACACUGGAAGACACCGAUGACAAGGAAAAUGAGUGCAAAUGUAUUUUGUACCCGAGACCAAUUGACUGCGAAGAAGUGCUACAAAACGGCAACUCAAUGAGUGGAGUGUAUACCAUAUGGCCCAAAAGUAGAAUCUUGAGAUGUGAAACAAUAAAAGUAUAUUGUGACUUUGAGAUAGCUAAUGAAGGGUGGACGGUUAUACAAAGAAGAGGAAAUUAUGGAAAUGGUGAAAAUCUCUUUUCUAAAAGCUGGGAAAGUUACAAGAAAGGAUUUGGUGAUCUUCGGAAAGAAUUCUGGCUAGGAAACGAUAAUAUCUAUGCUAUAAUUAAUCAAGCAUCAUAUUCCGUCCGAUUUGAAUUACAGAAUGAAAAUGGCUCUUAUGCAUUCGCUUUGUACGAUAAUUUUUGGAUUGAUGACGAAAAACAAAAAUACAAACUACAUCUUGAAGAUUUCAGUGGUACUGCUGGUGAUGCUCUAAAACCACACAACGAGAAAGAAUUUUAUACAAAGGACCAACCAGGGAACUCUAGACCGUCUAAGCAGCAUGAAGGCGGUUGGUGGUAUAAUGUGCAUCCAAGUACAAAUUUAAAUGCUCUCUACAGAUAUGGCUCGGAUAAGCCAAAGUCUCAAGAUGGCAUUGCAUGGCAUACAUUUGGGGGAAGCUUCACAUCUUUGGCCUCCACUGAAAUUAGGAUCAGAGCUACUCCGUUCUAAUUUGUAAGAAUGUGCAUCAUUUGCAUGACUUCUUAUGCAUGACUUCUAGGAGUUACUUCUAGAAACUACAUCUCGUGAAGUUACUUCUAGAAAUUGUAUUUCUUAAAAUCAGAUUUUGAAUAAAAAGU
This is a messenger RNA of Argiope bruennichi, 1881 nucleotides long. RefSeq names its product techylectin-5A-like. The coding region runs from base 938 to 1753 and encodes 271 amino acids. The transcript has 6 exons. The record is from RefSeq and is a predicted model, not a curated record. NCBI's taxonomy places the organism in Eukaryota, Metazoa, Arthropoda, Arachnida, Araneae, Araneidae.